AUCUAUUCCUUUGAGUUUGCUCUCUUCCUUUUUCUGUCAAUUUUUUGGUUUCGAGAUUAUGGCAGAGAUAAAAUCAGAUUCGAAAUCAAUCGUUGUUUCUGAUGUGGUUCCCGUGAUGUCUAAAAUCACGGACCAUAAGUUGAUUGGUUCGAAUUAUUUAGAAUGGAGUAAGACGAUUCGACUGUAUUUGAGGAGUAUUGACAAAGAUGAUCACUUGACUGAUGAUCCUCCUGAAGAAACAAACGAUUCAAGGAAAAUAUGGCUCCGUGAGGAUGCUCGCUUGUUCCUUCAAAUUCGAAAUUCUAUCGAUAAUGAGGUAAUUAGUUUGAUUAAUCAUUGUGAAUUGGUUAAAGAACUAAUGGGUUACUUGGAGUUUUUGUAUUCUGGCAAAGACAACAUAUCUCGCAUAUAUGAUGUUUGCAAAGCUUUUUAUCGCGCGGAGAAACAAGAUAAGUCUCUUAUGAAUUAUUUUAUGGCUUUCAAGAAAACAUAUGAAGAACUUAAUGUGCUAUUACCGUUUAGUCCUGAUGUAAAAGUUCAACAGCGCCAACGAGAACAGAUGGCUAUUAUGAGUUUUCUUGCAGGACUCUCAUCUGAAUUUGACUCUGCAAAGUCACAAGUUCUCUCUGGUUCUGAUGUCUCCUCUUUACAAGAUGUGUUUACUCGUGUUCUUCGCACAGAGACUACCUCUUCAACUCCUCUUAAUAGCGCCUUGGUGAGUCGUAAUAAUUCUGCACCGGAAAGAAACUCUACUCCAAGUGGAUUUAAAGGAGGUAAUUCACAAGGACCUGAUAACCGCACACCAAAUUCUGGGAGCAUCAUGUGCAAUUAUUGUAAGAAACCAGGCCACACCAAGUUUGAGUGUAGGAAGUUACAAUUUAAGAAUCGACAACAACACUCUGCCAAUAUUGCAAGCACUAGUGAUGCAUCUGACAAAUCGGUCCUUAUUUCUGCUGAUGAAUUUGCCAAGUUCUCAAGGUAUCAGGAAACACUUAAGUCUUCAUCUUCUUCUGUCACUGCGAUUGCUGAUUCAGGAUCUUAUGACGAAGAAGAUUAUUGGUAAAGGACAUGAAUCUGGUGGCUUGUAUGUUCUUGACCCACUUCCGCCAACCUCUAUUGCUUGUUCGAGUGUUGCUUCCGCUUUUGAGGCUCAUUGUCGUUUAGGUCAUCCAUCCCUUCCUUUGCUCAAGAAACUGUGUCCCCAAUAUAGUACUUUAUCUUCGUUAGAAUGUGAGUCAUGUC
Molecule: messenger RNA, 1242 nt
Organism: Cannabis sativa
Lineage: Eukaryota; Viridiplantae; Streptophyta; Magnoliopsida; Rosales; Cannabaceae
Exons: 2
Coding region: 59-1063 (334 amino acids)
Molecular function (GO): nucleic acid binding; zinc ion binding
Source: RefSeq, a predicted model, not a curated record